This is a messenger RNA of Diaporthe batatas, 657 nucleotides long. RefSeq lists its product as uncharacterized. The coding region runs from base 1 to 657 and encodes 218 amino acids. NCBI's taxonomy places the organism in Eukaryota, Fungi, Ascomycota, Sordariomycetes, Diaporthales, Diaporthaceae. The record is from RefSeq and is a predicted model, not a curated record. The transcript has 2 exons.
AUGCCGCUUGUGACCUUGAACCGCCGUGCUGAUGUCUGUGGUGUGAACGGCUAUGACCGGGACAGGGGAAAUUACUUUUGGAGCGAGAGCAAGAAACUGGCAUCAUAUUCGGGUUGCUCCGCCCGAUGUGCCAGCAGUGAUCGCUGCGAGAGCUUUGGCUUCAGCGACCAAGCCUGCAUGCUAUUCGACUUGUCUCUCGCCGAAAACUUCGACGAGGACCGACACAGUGAUGUCAAGUACUAUGACGUUGGCUGCAUCCAGAAGGACAAGCCGCUAUUUCCCAGUGUCGGAAACGGAUCGCCUUCUCUGAACGUUACUCUAACCACAACGGUAUCAACAUCGACGCGGACCAUCACUCGCAGCAUAGCCCUGGCUACUGGAACCGGGGGCCCUUUGCAACCAGCUAAUGGUACCACCGGCUUCUUCCCAGUCCACAGGACUGCGACGGCAAACACGUUCCCACACACCCCGACAAGCUCGAGCGUCGGGGAGAUUGCUACGCCUACGCCUACGCCUACUGCAGAUGCCCCGGCGACUGAGACAGGCGCAGCUGACAGCGAUAUCUUUCCUGAGCUAGACCCUGACUCACAAGUCAACGGCGGAAUUUUGCCCCCAACAACUGGCAACCAAACAUUCCCGCAAAAUGGGACCAUAUAG